AGCUUGAUUUUAGAUAUCCUCUUCCCCAUAUGCUUGGCCACGUGAAGCGGGUCAAAAAAUCAGAGCGCUCCAUUAGUAUCCUUCUAUGGCCAUUGGAAGACACAAAUCGUUGUUUCGACUUUUUGAGGAACUAUUCCAUCUUCAAAAAGGAUCUUUUUACUGCAAGCGUGCCCAAACUUCCUCCUCGCACAAAAGAAAAUUGGUUGGAAGCCAAUCAGCUUUGGCCAGUGACAUUGCACAUCAUUAUUCCAAAAUUCCCAUCAUGGGAGUCGUUUGACGGUCAAUACAAGAGAUUUGUAACCUCCAAAGUAUUGAAGCCAAGCUCCACAUUAUUUAAUCCACUUUCAUUAAGUGUCGUUGUAGAGAUCGGUCAAGAGAGCUGUCAAAUUUCGAUGCCUCUUCUUCAUCCAACGAUGCUUAUUCUAAAUCAACUUGCGUUGCUAAUUUUAAAGGAAAAGCAGUCAAAGCCCCCUGAUUCUGGAUUGAUUCCACCAAAUGCAUAUCUUGCGACAGGAUUUGACUUGAUUCUGCAGGAGGAACCCUGCAUAAUGUUGGCUUUAGAUUCUAAUUAUUUUAGGUGCUCCAUGGCACUUGUGCAUUCACGGAUUCGCCGAGUGUUUUAUGUCCGCUCCAACAGAAAAAGAGGUGGUCUCGGUGGAUCGUCUGCAGAAUCAGCGGUUCAUACUAAUCCCCAGUUAAACCAUCAUUUUGGUGUUUACGUAGUGGAGGAAAAUGCAUCCAAAGGCGGUCUUGACCUGGGCGUCCAAAUAUCUUCUGGAAUAAAUGCAUCCGAAGCAUUGGGAGUGAAUCAGCGGAGGAUCGUGCCCUUUCGACCGUCACUAAAAGAUCUCAAUGCCCCACUAAUACAUCUCAUUGAUGCUAAAGGCUCCAUUUCAAACGACAUUUCUUCCUCAGAAAUAUUGAAUAAAUACGAUGCGCAAAAAUAUGAGUUGCUUCAGGUGGGCAUUCGAGAUUCUGUUCCCAUUAUCAAGGUAUUUCCCAAAGUCACGCCAAAAGAUCCAUUGCAAUCUAGCAGAGAACCAUCACCCCAUCGUCAAAAACCUCGAGAAGAAAAGGAAAAAACGAUAGAAAUGAACUCUACCAUUGGCGGAAAUGAUUUUGAACACAAGAUGCAUAUGUUAAAUUGUUUCCUUGCAAAGGUGAUACGGGUCAAAGUGCUGCUAACUCUGCGGGGAACUUCAUCUGCGCUUGAUUUAGAAAAUUUAUUUGCAAAGAUAAAGGCCCGCAUCGACGCAUCCGGUGUUGGAGAGGUUGUUGCUCCUGUGCAGCAAGCCGCAAAAAAGGUGCAAUUUGUAGUAAGACCAAAGUUAACCCCGGAAUAUCCCUAA
Molecule: messenger RNA, 1349 nt
Organism: Mitosporidium daphniae
Lineage: Eukaryota; Fungi; Microsporidia
Product: putative deaminase
Exons: 4
Biological process (GO): translational initiation
Cellular component (GO): nucleus; cytoplasm
Molecular function (GO): tRNA-specific adenosine-34 deaminase activity
Source: RefSeq, a predicted model, not a curated record